Coprinopsis cinerea okayama7#130 is the source of this 1242-nucleotide messenger RNA. RefSeq lists its product as hypothetical. The record is from RefSeq and is a predicted model, not a curated record. NCBI's taxonomy places the organism in Eukaryota, Fungi, Basidiomycota, Agaricomycetes, Agaricales, Psathyrellaceae. Bases 1 to 1242 code for a protein of 413 amino acids. The transcript is spliced from 2 exons.
AUGUUGAACGAACUCGUACCUCAGGUCACGGCGUCUCAGGCCAUUACUAGCUGGUCCAAUGCCUUUGACAUCAUUUGUAGGGUGGCGGAGAAGGUCGACUGGAUAGAUGUGGCCCUUUUUGCCAGCGUGUGCCGAACGUGGCGCCAUGCAGUGCAAAAGGAGGUGGAGAACAGGAUUCGAGAGGCGCUGGAACCCAACCUCACGGCACUUGGUUUGUCUUUCCAGGAUUUUGUUGCGGCCUUAGAUGAGGCGGACGGAGCUUUGAUUGGGAACUGCGUUUUGUCCAUCACGUACCGCAGGACCAAAUGGGCGAAAGCGUACGACAGGAUCCCCCGACUAACCGUGGUGGUCCCUUCUGGGAGGAGAGAGACAUUCAUAGGGUUAUUGGGGAAAUCGGAAUGGCGUUGGAUUCCCCAGCCCGUCGGCAUGGGUGCACGUCACGUCGUACGGGGAAUUUGGGAAGUGACACUUCAACGGAGGCCUGGCGAAACACAGGGCACCUUUCCGACGUUACAGAACAUGAAUGACGCGCCUGAUGACCCAAUUGACCAUUUAUUUGAGAACUGGGAGGGGUGGAAUGACGAAGACACACUGUUGAGUAGGAGGAGGAGAGAGUGGAGGAGGAUAUCGAAGGUAUAUCUACGGGUCAUCGAGAGCAAGUCUCAGGUGCUCCAAGUGGCCUUCACGGCAGACACGACGAGGGAUAUGGUCCUGCUCACAAGCAGACGAUUCUACCACUUGUUCCCCAAGGUUCAGCACGCUCACCUUGGCUUAAUCGGCAGAUCGGGCAUUUCCCGCGGGGACAACAAUGUCAUCGUACCGCAGAUGUGUCGGGAUAACUCCGAAUGGCCAUGGCGGUGUGGUAAACUGUGCCCCAUCUUUCCGCGAAAAGGUCGAGAAGGCGACGGCACGGGGGUCUUUUUCUGGAACCAGAACAUCGAAAGGGAAGCUUUGGCGGAGGGGGCAAUGGAGAUAGAUGUCGGCUGGGGGAACGCAUAUGACGGUUGGAACACGGACUUGGAAUGGGCUUCGAAGACAUGGGCUGAGAGAAAACGCGAGUGGCCCAAAGCGCACACCAUGGCCCUGUUGAACGUAGGUUCAUUGCUGGACCGUUCUCAGUUCAAAGCCACGUUGGCCAAGACUUGCGUCAAUCCACACUGCGAAAACCACGGCAAGCGAGCUGUUUGCUUCGUGGAAGUGGACAUGUGGUUCGAGUCAGCACCAAGUACCGAUGUCGAAUAG